CCGUCAUCAAAAUAAUUUGAAUGAACUGGAACCGCCUGGCCGCCUACUGUCAUUUUCUCGACACUGCAUCAUCACUUCUCGCAUACUCCUUUACCUUUUACCUGUAUCCUAACCCUUUAUAUUUGUCCCGCCUUUUCCUCUUUCAUUUCUCACUAAUACCGACUCUAUUGCCCCACCAAAGCCCCCGACCCCAUACAAUAACAAUCAGCCUUCCUGUAGACAUACCAGCCGAACGUAUCGCUUUCUUUUCGUGGUAGCCCAGGCAACUCAUAUACUCAUUCUUCAAACAUGUCGGAACGCAUUCUGAUGAAUGAGUACAAAACAUUGUCCAAGGAGCCUUGGGUUAAUAUCGAGUUCAAUGAAGAAAACAUUCUUGAAUGGACAGUUGCUUUGAUUGUUCUCAAUCCAGAUUCCCUUUACUAUGGUGGUUAUUUCAAGGCCAAGAUGACCUUCCCCAAAAAUUAUCCUUACUCGCCCCCCGAUUUCAAGUUUCUCCGUCCGCUCUAUCAUCCGAAUAUCUAUCCUGAUGGAAAGUUGUGUAUUUCCAUUCUUCAUGCUCCCGGCGAGGAUGAAAUGUCUGGCGAGAGCGCUGCCGAACGCUGGUCUCCGGCGCAACGUGUCGAGUCGGUUCUGAUAUCUAUUUUAUCGCUACUUGAUGACGCCGAAGUGUCCUCUCCCGCCAAUGUCGACGCCGGCAUCAUGCUCCGCAAGAAUCCGAUCGAAUACAAGGCUUUGGUCCGGAAGGAUGUGGAAACUGCAAAGAAGGACAUUCCAGAGGGCUUUAUUAUGCCUUCGGCGGAACAGCUGAACAAGCCCAAAGAGAAAGAAGACGACCGCGAGUUCUGGUACGAUUCAGACGAUGAUCAUGAUCUUGGCGGAAGCGAUUCGGACGCAGAAAUGACGUUUGACGAAGACGAUGAGGACGACGAAGAUCAGGAUCCCGACAGUGCCACCGAGGGCGAAUAAGCAAGUGAAAUAUCUGGUCUUAUUGCAGAUGGAUGCUUUGCAGAUCAGUAGCUUGGAAUUCUCGCAUCGCGCGGCCUUGCUUCUUUGCCGGCAAAGAAGCCCCUUGGCUGCGGUGAUGAAAGAGAUCCAGGCCAUCGACUACUCUAGGAUCUUGUGGCAUAUGUUUCAUGUUACAUGCGUGGCGUUGUGGGAAUCAUCAUGGAAGCAUAGCGUUGGUUGAAUUCUGUUUUUGCCUUUUGCUGCAAUGUCGGCUCCACUUGUUGCAUUUUCAGCCGGAUAUAUUAGAGAUCUUCCUUCUCAUUUCAACGUAAAUGUCAUUUGGUAUGUCUGAGCCUGUAUGCUGGACUUGCAUGGCCUUCAAUCGGCAAACCUAUGACGGCAUCAUCCUCUUUUCUUAUUUUAUCAGCGUCAUCUACAUAGAACAAAUGAUCAUUCUCCGCAGAUUUCUUCUAUUUUCGACAAUUAAACUAUAGC
This is a messenger RNA of Xylona heveae TC161, 1440 nucleotides long. RefSeq names its product putative ubiquitin conjugating enzyme. Gene Ontology annotation, biological process: proteasome-mediated ubiquitin-dependent protein catabolic process; protein polyubiquitination. Gene Ontology annotation, molecular function: ubiquitin conjugating enzyme activity. NCBI's taxonomy places the organism in Eukaryota, Fungi, Ascomycota, Xylonomycetes, Xylonales, Xylonaceae. The record is from RefSeq and is a predicted model, not a curated record. The transcript has 3 exons. The coding region runs from base 289 to 966 and encodes 225 amino acids.